AUGGAGCGCCCAACAAGUCCCACGCCGCAGAAUAGAGCUCCGAGGAAACUGAUUCUUUGUUUCGACGGCACGGGCAACAAAUUCCACGGCGAUGAGAGCGACAGCAAUAUUCUUAAGAUAUUCCGGAUGCUGGAUCGCACCGCAGAUGACCAGUAUCACUACUACCAGCCCGGUAUUGGCACGUAUAUCGUGUCCGACUCACUUUCGCACACUAGUGUGAAAGCGCGUAUUAAAUCAUGGUAUCAAAAAGCCAAAGACUCGGCCAUUGGUUCGUCUUUCGACCAACAUGUUGUUGGGGGCUAUCGUUUCCUCAUGCGCUUCUACAAUCAGGGUGAUGAGAUUUACAUGUUCGGUUUCAGUCGCGGCUCGUACAUUGCCCGCUUUUUGGCCGAGAUGCUUGACUACAUCGGUCUCUUGUCCCACGGUAAUGAAGAAAUGGUUUCGUUCGCCUGGAAGGCAUUCGCCAACUGGCAGAGUCGCCGGGGUGGCGACAAAGACGAGAAACUUGCUGAAGAAGAAGAGCAGAAGAAGCAUGAAAUGUACCACUUCAUGAAAGGCUUCCGCGAGACUUUUUCACGGCCCGUUGGCAGGAUUCGAUUUCUGGGUCUGUUCGAUACAGUCAACUCUGUGCCUCGAUUUGAGACGGCAUGGAUGCAGCGAAGCAAAUUCCCGUACACGGCACGUAGCAGCGCCAGAGUCAUCCGGCAUGCUGUCAGCAUCGAUGAGCGGCGGGCCAAGUUUCGACAAGACUUGAUGUAUCAGCAAGCCAACAAGCGCCGGCACAAUACGCACAGCCACUGGAAGAAAGAUUUGGAUCACAUGCUUGGUCAAGUCAUGCAUAACAACGGCCGAGGCAGACGACCAAGCCAACAGACGACAACUGCGGACGGACCGCCGUCAUCGGCAAACCCACAACCCAGCAAAUACAUGCCAUACAGAGCCAGGUCGAAAUCUGCUGCCCGCCAAGAUCGCCGUAUGUCGGUGACUGGCUGCAAUGCCUCGGAACAGCUUUCUGUCCUCGAUUAUGAGGAUAGCGGCGACCAAGAUAUUGACGAAGUAUGGUUUGCUGGUGGCCACGGCGACGUGGGCGGUGGAUGGCAAACAGAAUCCAGCGGCAAGAAUGCAAGCCAUGUGCCCUUGAUAUGGAUGGUCCGCGAGGCCAUUCGUGCUGGCUUGAAAUUCGAUCUGGAAAAGGUCCAGGAGCUGGAUUGCUUUGACUUGUACAACGAAUAUGGCAGCGCCGGCCGCAAAAACAGUCGAAAGGGGCAAGAGAGAGGACCCGACAUUCUUGUCAAUCGUGAUGGUGAAGAGGGAGCAGAGCCUGUGGCGCCCCCCAGUCCAGACACUAUGGCUGACGACGAGGAGCAAGAUCUCAAGAAGAUAUUCCUCGAGAUGAUGCACAAUGCGCACCUCGCGAAAAUCCAUGACUCACUAGUCUAUGGUGGCGGUCUUUCCGCAACGGCUGUCACUGCUUGGAACAUGAUGGAGUGGAUGCCAUUCCGCCGAAUGGACCUUCAAACAGACGGGACUUGGAAACCUAUCAACUGGCCUCUGCCACGCGGAGAGGUGCGAGACGUUCCGAAUAACGUCCGCGUCCACGGCAGCGUCAUCCGCCGCAUGAAGAUGGACGAAAGCUAUCGUCCAGGAAACCUGAUUGUGGGCGGAGGAGGCCGAGGAAUGCGUCGUGCACCUGAAGAGUAUGGCAUAGGAGAAUGGGUCUGCGUGCAAGAAGAGGGAGACCCGAUUGGUGAGAUUUGGGUACGAAAAGGCGACCCUGUGAAGCUGGAGAUUAACAAGAAGAAAAAGAAGAAGUCAAAGAAGGAGAAGAAGGAGAAGGAAAAGCACAAUUAA
Molecule: messenger RNA, 1851 nt
Organism: Trichoderma virens Gv29-8
Lineage: Eukaryota; Fungi; Ascomycota; Sordariomycetes; Hypocreales; Hypocreaceae
Exons: 3
Coding region: 1-1851 (616 amino acids)
Source: RefSeq, a predicted model, not a curated record